AUGGAUAGUGAAGCGGUGAGACGAAGAAUGAACAUGAUUGUUGCCCAUCUUGCGCCCACCAUUGCUGAUGAUAUAGCCCCUGCCCAUCUCCUUCCCAUGAACUGCAGUGCCAGUUUGAAUCCUGUCAUCCGAAGGUGUGAUAAUAGAAUGUAUUUUGCACGUCAGGGGUCAGCUUCUCAAACUUGUUUCAUGAGACAGGCAGGUUCAAUUCAACAGGGUAGCUCCGAAAAGCUUCUUCGAUCCUCUGCUUCUUCUGAAACAGAAUGGUCUUGUAAUGCGGAACUUAUUAAAGAUGGAGCACCACUGUUUUCUAGACCUGCCGAGAUGGAGCCGAACUUGUCAAACGUUGAAGCAACCCUAACUCCUGCUAAAGAUUGCCAAUCAGCUAUGCCUGACCUUCCCAAGUUUGCCAGACCAAAUAGACGCACAAUGAACAGAAAUGUGCAAUUUCAGUUUGAGAAGAAAGUAUAUUCUUCUGAUCAAUCCAAUGGAAUUGAGUGGUCACCAAGGAUGGAUGUUGUGGAAUCUGGAGUUAAUUAUGUCUUGACCAUAGAGAUUCCAGGUGUCAACGCCAAGGACAUUAGAGUGGAGAUCCGAGGCCAAAAUUUGAUAGUGAUGGGCAAACGCUCCACCAAGUUUUGGAGAAUUGGAGCUGGCGGUUGCUCAAAUGACUCCAUCUCAAGAUAUCACAAGAGAGAGAUUUUAGAAGGGCCAUACGAGGUUGUGUGGCAACUUCCCUCCGAUGGGAACAAAGACAAAUCAGGCGGUGCCAAAGCAAAGGACUGCAUGGGAACUGGAGAAGUAAUCAGUGAGCAAGAAGAACGUUGCAAAGCACCGAUUAAAAUUGUUGGGGUUGGCAUGGACUCCUAUGCUGAAACCUUAAUGGGUGUGAAAGAGAUAAAGUUAAAGUCAUUAUCAGCAUCUUUACUUGAUCUAUCUCCCUAA
Molecule: messenger RNA, 945 nt
Organism: Dovyalis caffra
Lineage: Eukaryota; Viridiplantae; Streptophyta; Magnoliopsida; Malpighiales; Salicaceae
Source: the annotation of a GenBank genome assembly